Molecule: messenger RNA, 6350 nt
Organism: Oncorhynchus mykiss (rainbow trout)
Lineage: Eukaryota; Metazoa; Chordata; Actinopteri; Salmoniformes; Salmonidae
Source: RefSeq, a predicted model, not a curated record
ACCUUUGUCAAGUUCUGCACUUUCAUUGAAACGUCUUGUUGUUUCCCAGGCUAGGAAAUAAGUUCACAGGCUUUAUUUGAGCUUUGGAAGACAAGAGGGCACCACCAGAAGAUAAAAGCCGAGAAGUUCUCUUUGGAUUUCCCUGGAAGUCGAGUGGGACCCGCCAAAAAUUGAGGGGGGAAGUAUACAUUUUAGAGCAGUGAGCCAUCGAAUAAAAAAAAAAAGGCUGCAGUAGCAACCGAGUUAGAAGCGUGCAACAUUGUUGCAGGGAGGUUGGGACUGCGCCGACAAGGGAAUAGCACACUGCAAUGCUUAACUGGAAACCAUUUUAUCAGACUUUUCUAUUGUAAAGUUUUCUCAAAUUCAAUCUCUGGUGUUUAACGGGAAUAUAACAAUAUUUUUGAAAAAAGGAUACAUAAAUAAAGUAAAAAAAUAUGCCGGACCAAAUUACAGUUUCGGAGUUCGUGGCGGAGACAAAUGAAGAUUACAAAGCGCCGACGGCUUCAAACUUCACCACCAGAAUGUCCCACUGUAGGAAUACCGUGACUGCUUUGGAGGAGGCGCUGGAUGUGGACCGCAGCGUGCUGUACAAGAUGAAGAAGUCCGUCAAGGCCAUCUACACCUCGGGUCUGGCCCAUGUGGAGAAUGAGGAGCAGUACACCCAGGCUCUGGAGAAGUUUGGGGAGAACUGUGUCUACAGGGACGACCCCGACCUGGGUUCUGCCUUCCUCAAGUUCUCGGUCUUCACCAAGGAGCUCACCGCCCUCUUCAAAAACCUGUUCCAGAACAUGAACAACAUCAUCACCUUCCCUCUGGACAGCCUGCUGAAAGGAGACCUGAAAGGAGUCAAAGGGGACCUGAAAAAGCCAUUUGAUAAGUCCUGGAAAGACUAUGAAACAAAAGUAACUAAGAUCGAGAAGGAGAAGAAGGAGCACGCGCGGCAGCACGGCAUGAUCCGCACGGAGAUCAGCGGGGCGGAGAUCGCAGAGGAGAUGGAGAAGGAGAGGAGGUUCUUCCAGCUGCAGAUGUGUGAGUAUCUUCUCAAAGUGAAUGAGAUCAAGAUCAAGAAAGGGGUGGACCUACUCCAGAAUCUCAUCAAAUAUUUCCACGCACAGUGCAAUUUUUUUCAGGACGGGCUGAAAGCAGUAGACAACCUCAAACCAUCCAUAGAGAAACUAGCCACAGACUUACACACGAUAAAGCAGGCCCAGGACGAGGAGAGGAAGCAGCUCACUCAGCUACGGGACGUCCUCAAGUCAGCGCUGCAGGUGGAGCAGAAGGAGUCUAGGAGAGAUUCCCAGGUGCGACAGAGCGCUACCUACAGUUUGCACCAGCCGCAGGGAAACAAGGAGCACGGUACUGAGCGCUGUGGGAACCUCUACAAGAAGAGUGACGGGAUAAGGAAAGUGUGGCAGAAGAGAAAGUGUUCAGUGAAGAAUGGAUACCUCACCAUAUCACAUGGGACGGCGAACCGACCGCCGGCCAAACUCAACCUCCUCACCUGUCAGGUGAAACAUAACCCAGAAGAGAAGAAGAGCUUUGACCUCAUCUCACAUGACAGAACCUAUCACUUUCAGGCCGAGGACGACCCAGAAUGUCAGAUAUGGAUCUCUGUGCUGCAGAACAGCAAGGAGGAAGCGCUGAAUAAUGCCUUUAAGGGGGACCAGCACGUUGGAGAGAACAACAUAGUCCAGGAACUGACCAAGGCCAUCCUGGGAGAGGUCAAGAGGAUGACCGGCAACGACAUCUGCUGCGACUGCGGCGCUCCCAACCCUACCUGGCUCUCCACUAACCUGGGCAUCCUGACCUGUAUUGAGUGUUCUGGGAUCCACAGGGAGCUGGGAGUCCAUUACUCUAGGAUCCAGUCCCUCACAUUGGAUGUACUCAGCACCUCUGAACUCUUGCUGGCCAAGAACGUGGGGAAUGCAGGCUUUAACGACAUCAUGGAGGCGUGUCUAUCUGCGGAAGAUGUGGUCAAACCCAACCCUGCCAGUGACAUGCAAGCCCGUAAGGACUUCAUCACAGCCAAGUACACCGAGAAGCGUUUCGCCAGGAGGAAGUGUCCAGACGGGGUGUCCAAGCUGCACACCCUGUGUGACGCGGUCAAGGCCCGGGACAUCUUCUCUCUGAUCCAGGUGUACGCUGAGGGAGUUGACCUGAUGGAGCCCAUCCCCCUGGCCAACGGACAUGAACAAGGAGAGACGGCCCUCCACCUAGCGGUCAGACUAGUGGACAGGACCUCGCUCCAUAUCGUCGACUUCCUCACUCAAAACAGUGUGAACCUGGAUAAGCAGACAACCAAAGGCAGCACGGCCCUCCACUACUGCUGCCUGACUGACAACAUGGAGUGUUUGAAACUGCUGCUGCGAGGCAAAGCAUCCAUAGACAUUGCGAAUGAGUCUGGGGAGACGCCGCUGGACAUCGCUAAGAGACUGAAGCACCUGCAGUGUGAGGAGCUGCUGAACACGGCGUUGGCGGGGAAGUUCAACGUCCACGUGCACGUAGAGUACGAGUGGCGUCUGCACCAUGAAGACAUGGACGAGAGUGACGAGGACCUGGAUGAGAAGGUGAGGCCCAGCCCCCACCGGCGAGAGGAACGCCCGGUCAGCUGCUACACCCCUGGCUCCAACUCCCAGCGCCAGCCCAGCCCUGCUUCGUUGGCACGCGACCCUGCCAGCCUGGCCAAGGACAAGCAGCGUGGUGGGUACAUGCCCAACCUGGUCAACAACGAGACCUACGGCACCAUCCUCGACGCCAGCCCCCCCGUGCCCGGGGGGCUCACCCCCACCUCUGCUCCCCCUCUUCCCCCACGGAACAUAGUCCAGUCAUCAGGGUCCUCUGGGUGGAAGCCUGGCUCUAUAGACCUGGGGGUCCGACAGAGGUCCUCCUCAGACCCCCCCAAUAUCCACCCCCCCGUACCCCCCAUGAGGGUCACCUCAACCACGGGUCUUGCUCCUCCGCCUGUGGCCAAGACAGUGAGUAUGAUGGAGGCGAUGAACCAGCAGUCAAAACCAGGGACCGGACAGGGCCACAACAGAGCCCCAACACCUAAGUCUCCUUCUGGCAAUGACAAAAGCUUCAGUAAAGGACCGACUCGAACUGGGUCCAUCGAAAGACCAGCUAAAGAAGUGCCGGGAUAUCCCCACAACUCAGUAGGUCAAUCGCUGCCUCCCGCCCCCAUGCCUAGGAAGACCUAUCCGAAGCAGAGGCCCAAGCGGGUGAAGGCCAUCUACAACUGUAUGGCGGACAAUGCAGACGAGCUGACCUUCUCUGAGGGGGAGGUGAUCGUGGUGGAUGGGGAGGAGGACCAGGAGUGGUGGCUGGGCCACAUCGAAGGAGAACCUAUGAGGAGGGGGGCUUUCCCCGUCACAUUUGUACACUUCAUCAUGGACUGAAGGUCAAAGGUCACCAGAGGUCAACACAGGACCUGGAAUGGAAACCAUGGAAAUGCCCUCCACCUCCCCACAUUUCUGUGGCAAAAUUAUCUUUGUCAUCAUCAAAGCUUGUGCCUGCACCGACACUAAAGAAGAGUGAAGUGUCGCUGCCCAAUGCUUUGGCUAUACAGUCUGUUGCCAUGACAACAGAUACACCCUUUACUCCAGGAAUGUCAUGUGAUGUCAUAUCACUCUUUUUUAGGCCAAGCCUGCAAAGGCUCGUGGGGAAACUGUGUUUUGACUUCUGACACCAUCUGACAUAAAAAAAAAAACGAUGAUUGUAGUAGAUAACCUCUUGCAAUAAAAUGCACUUUCUGCUUAUUUAUCCUGGUCGCGACAUUUAGAGGAUUAUUGACAAAAUGAAGGUUCUGUUAAUAACUAUUUCACUCUGUUGUUUUGUGAAUUGUACAGAAAGUUCUUCAAGGACAGCUGACAGGGACAGUAAUGUGUAUCUUUAGGAUUUCUUUCACUUAUUGUUAAUGUGAAUAUAGUCUAUAUGCUUACAUUCCAUCUCCUUGCAUGGUUAAAAGGUGAACCAUUUCUAAACGCUUAACUGCUUAAUAGGCAAAGGCAUGUCAACUUUAUAGCACUCACAAUGUGGGAAGCAGACUCAGUGGCGGAGUGGUGCCUGGAGAAGUGGGUAUACUAUAAUUUGGCAAAAAAUAAAUCCCAAAGGCCUGCUUGGUGAAGGAAAGGCGCCUGUGUGAAAAACUCUAUGACAAAAAAAUGAUAAAUCCCAUGUUGGUCUUUAACAGUUCAGGAAACCCAACCUGUACUGUGCUAGUAGUCUGAUAGUAGGACUACUAUUGAAACAAAUAAAUUAGGCUGUCAACAGAGUCAGAAAUAUUCAGUCAAACAAAUUCUCUGCAAGUCUCACUUUUUAAUUGAACAUCCAAUUUAGUUGUUUUUCUAAGUCCACAACAGGUGCAUGUCCAGGUGCAUGAAUGGACAUGCACCUAGUUUACAUUAAAUGUAGAGUUUUUUUGGAGGGGAAAGCCUUUCCAUCUAGGCUACAAGAAGGUGAUUAGGCCUAUGAUUAGCUUUGCUAUAUUUUUUCCUGUUCCUUAAUUAUUAAACGUCCAGGUUUCAAACGUCAUAUUAUGGGGCAUGUCUUACAUUCUUAAAAGUAGCCUAUAGUUAAAAUCCCACCACAUAAACAUGGAGGUAAUUAUUUUAUAAAGACAUCCUCAUAUUCCACGCUCCUGUUCUAUUGGUUUUUAAAUCUUUCAUUGUUUAAAUCUUUAGAUCUCCCCAUCUUUCAAAAUGUCUCCGUCUAUGAAGCCGCUCGCAUGUGCAGUGCACAUUUUUAAAACUGCGUUUCCCUGCAAAUUGCGUUUUGGAACAUUUGCGUGUAACCCGACCGCCCACGUGCACAUUACUGCGCUUAAAAUGUGAAGAAAUAAUAGUGAAUCAACGUUUUAAACUAAACAUUCUGAUCGGAUCCAUCAGCCUUAUUAAUUGAUACGGCGUAUACCUUCCACCACACUAGCCUACUUUGAUAUACAUAGUGGGAUUAAGAAAUUGAGGAUACGCAACGCCCACGAAAGAAAGUGGGUGUAAGGCUGCGUAUACCCACCACUACACCACUCGUUAAACUUAAUUAAAAAUGGUGCUAACCCAGUAAUAUGCUAGGAGUCCUCCCCUAUGGGUCAUCCACUGUCCCCAUUUCUAAACAGCCCUUAGUAACAACAGGGGGUUGUCGGGGGUAUAUUUAGGCCUGUAUUUAACUGGGAGAACCCAGGCUCACUAUCCUACUGUGUGCGCUGACCUGCAUGCAUAUCAGUUUGAAACAAUAGAAGUUACUUACAGCACAUCAUCUCCAUGGCCUAGUGUGGUGCUAGAUUUACUGCAUUAGCCCAUCUGACACCUUUUUACUCUGUUUAUAAAAUGCCUCAUUGUUGCACUUCUUACCCUUUUAGCUAUAAUAUCAAUAUCAUCAGUGAAAUGGAUGUUGUGAACUAUCUUCGCUGCAUAGAUCACACUUUUAGUUGUGAACCACCAUCUUUCUGUGGCCAAAAGUAGUGCACUAUUUAGGGAAUAUGAUGCCAUUUGGGACAUAGACAGUGAGAGAGAGCUCUGCAGAGGGGUUUAUGCACCUCAUGGGGCAAGUGCUCCUGUCCUGUGGCUUUUUAAAAAAAAUCUGUAGUAGACAGCAGGCUACCAAAUGGCGCACACAGAGGUACAUGUGGACACACAUGCACAUAGUUGUCAUUGUACUAAAAAUAACUUGUCCUUUGAGGUGACAUUGUAAGGGGGAUGGCAAUACCAAAUGACACACUUGAAAAGGACAAUGCAACUACUUUUACUCACACUUACACACACCUACCAUAGUAUUCAAUCUGAUUCAUAGUGCUCAGCCUAGAAUUCUACCAUAGUCCACAACUAGCUGGGACCAGCAUUAGUUACAGACCACCCUUGUUUUAUAUAUCCUAGGUCCCAUACUGAAGAGUAUGUUUUAAAAUGUAAUAUUCUUACAAAGCAUUUGACGUAAUGUCUGACUUUGGUUGCAGAGCAACUCUUCUCUAUACAUGUUUGAUGUUUUAUCUUAAAUGGGACAUACAGUACUCUCAAUUGUGAAUGAACUACGAUAGACGACGACAAGAGGUGUCGCAUGUAUCUGCCACACCAUGUUAACUCACUGGAAAUAGGAUGGUUCAUCUGUAAAUGUACAUAGAUUCUGUUGAUAUUUAAAUGUGUAAAAUAAGAGAAUGACCUUGGCAGUAACUGUCUUUGAAUGCACUGUGGUGACGUGCUGUUUUCCAGCUGGUGUUCAGUGUGUAGUCUAGUAGUGUACACACAAACCAAGGCUGAGAAGCUAUUCCAUUCACACUCAUUGACUCUGGAUCACAGCAUUGACUCAAACCUAUUGUGCAAAAUAAAUGGGGAAACUGGAAUAAUAAAAUGGAAUAAUUCCCA